AUGGAUAGACAUCCUAAAAAGAGAGUUCAGGUGAAAUUUAGACAAGCUGAAAUGGGUUCAACAACUGAGGAACCGGUUACAAGACUUGUCAAGAAAGAAGUAAAUUAUGUUUUGAAGAAAUCAGACCGUCCUGUGAAGGUUUGUGCCGUCCGAGCUCGACCAGUUCACAGUUCGCUGUUCAUGAUAAUAAAUCUUCAGCCAAUCAGCGAGGCGCCUAGGUUAAACCAGCCAAUCAGCGAGGCGCCUUGGGUAAACCAGCCAUUCAGCGAGGCGCAUAGGGUAAACCAGCCAAUCAGCGAGGCGCCUGGGGUAACCCAGCCAAUCAGCGAGGCUCCUGGGGUAAACCAGCCAAUCAGUGAGGCUCCUGGGGUAGACCAGCCAAUCAGCGAGGCACCUGGGGUAAACCAGCCAAUCAGCGAGGCUCCUUUCAAAGCCAAUACUGAAGGGCUGAACCUCACUCAGCCUCCAUUAUUUGCAGAGAGUAAGCAUAAGAAAGACUCUGUCAAAAGGCCCAUGAAUGCCUUCAUGGUGUGGUCAAAGAUCCACAGACCCAUCUUGUCUAAGGCCAAUCCUGAUGCUAACAACACCAACAUCAGUGUCCUGCUGGGGUCAGAAUGGAGCAAGCUGUCUGAAGAGCAGAAAAAGCCCUAUUAUGAGGAAGCCCAGAAAAUCAAGGAACAACACAUGCAGAAGUACCCAGGUUGGGUGUUUCAGCCACGUGUGAUGAAGAAGCAGCAUUAUGCAUCAAGAGAGCCACCUACCAUGCCUGCUGCCCAAAUUUUCGUACCCUCCACUCUGACAUGGGCACAGAGAUCUGUCCCUCACCCAGUGCCCAUGACAUCUGUCAGACAAAACAGUUAUAUAGGGCAGAGCAGACUAAAUUAUUCAGCCAACAUCAACCAAGCCAUGGAGCAACAAGGUGUUCCAAUAAAUAGCGUAAAAAGCAGUACCACAAGUCAUCAGAUGCCCGGCCUUGCCCACUUCUACACACCAGAAUCUCUGAAUCCUACCAGCAGUCUUCUUGCUGCUCCUCACUUUACCUUCUCUCACCUCUACAUGACUGGACCCCCAUUCUACCCAACAGUGUGAGCUACAAGUUCCUGACUUCAUGAGUCUCAAUGAACACCAACGGCGUGACACGCUUUCUGUCCUGAAUCGGGAAUAUACCAUCAAUGUAGACAGUGGGAAUCAAAGCCACAAUCAGGGUCCCCCUACUACCUCUGGGCUCCUAGGUUCUGUCCCUUCCUUUGACAGGAGUGCACUAAACUAGUCCAUGUCAGUUGCAAUAUACAGUAUCUACUGUUUCUUGUAGUAAUUGAUUGG
This is a messenger RNA of Myxocyprinus asiaticus (Chinese sucker), 1323 nucleotides long. RefSeq names its product transcription factor SOX-30-like. Bases 1 to 1089 code for a protein of 362 amino acids. Gene Ontology annotation, molecular function: sequence-specific double-stranded DNA binding; DNA-binding transcription factor activity, RNA polymerase II-specific. The record is from RefSeq and is a predicted model, not a curated record. Gene Ontology annotation, cellular component: nucleus. The transcript is spliced from 5 exons. Gene Ontology annotation, biological process: regulation of transcription by RNA polymerase II. NCBI's taxonomy places the organism in Eukaryota, Metazoa, Chordata, Actinopteri, Cypriniformes, Catostomidae.